CAUUGAUUGCAAUCAGGUUGUAAUUCCAGAAGCAAGGUCCUUAAGGUGGAGCAGCGGUUUGUAGGGGCAACACGCCCAACACCCUUCAUCGGAACCUAGAGCACCAUGGGUUGGAACGCGGUGCCAUCACUUGUCAUUAUUACUGGCAUCUGGACUGUCGGUUUGUUUGCCUUGGACAAAGUACAGCUUUAUCGUGAGCAGAAGCCGGCUUGGGCGAUUAACAAGGACCUGUGGCAGAAGGCGCUCUAUCGGCGAGACUGGUACCUCCAACGUGAGGAGGAGACGUUAGCCAUGAGCAAAUAGAUGGAGGUUUAAAGUCCACGGGCUGUCGGACUUUUAUUCUGAUCAAGUUCUGGUCUGGCGUUGGCUUGUGCUUAGUUCUGACGCGGAUGGAGCAAAUUUUCUGGUGCGCUCGUCGGAGCGUACAUCUUACAAAUGAUUGGACAUACCGGUUCCGGGCUGCAGUACAGCCCUUCCUCUUGUAACAACUUUACGUUCCG
Molecule: messenger RNA, 500 nt
Organism: Volvox carteri f. nagariensis
Lineage: Eukaryota; Viridiplantae; Chlorophyta; Chlorophyceae; Chlamydomonadales; Volvocaceae
Gene: nuoA1
Product: NADH:ubiquinone oxidoreductase 8 kDa subunit
Exons: 2
Coding region: 106-303 (65 amino acids)
Source: RefSeq, a predicted model, not a curated record